CAGAGUAGAUGUCAAUUGAAGAGAGGUUAAAGUCCAACUUUGAUUUAGUUUUACAAGUUUAAACUUACAAAUUACAAAAUAUUCUAUUUGUUAUAAUAGAAUAUUUUGUUUUAUUUAACCUUUUUGUGUUUCGUUUUAAUCGUCAAAAGGAAAGAAGCAGCUAUGGCAUCUCAAGUAGCGAAAUCUUUUCUAAAAGCGCACUCAACAACUGCUAAGUUUGACACAGCAAGACGAGCUCUUAGCGUUGGCGCUGCUCUUCAACAGAGGAAGACGUUGCCAGACCGUACUGGAAAAAAUAUAGUGCUCGUAGAUGGAGUCAGGACACCUUUCCUUGUAUCUUUCACCGAUUAUGCCAGGAUGAUGCCUCAUGAACUAGCGAGACAUGCUCUGCUUGGUCUCCUACAAAAGACGGGUAUAUCAAAGGAUAUAAUUGACUACAUAGUAUAUGGCACUGUCAUCCAAGAGGUGAAGACGUCGAAUAUCGGGCGGGAGGCAGCCCUAGCGGCGGGCUUCAGUGACAAGACCCCGGCUCACACCGUCACCAUGGCCUGCAUCUCCUCCAACCAGGCUAUAACUACUGGCAUAGGCAUGAUCGCGGCGGGCGUGUACGACGUGAUAGUGGCCGGCGGCGUGGAGUUCAUGUCGGACGUUCCGAUCCGGCACUCGCGCAAGAUGAGGUCGCUGCUGCUGCGCGUCAACCGCGCCAAGACGCCCGCGCAGCGCCUGUCGCUGCUCGCCACCAUCAGGCCUGACUUCUUCGCGCCUGAGCUACCGGCUGUGGCGGAGUUCUCGUCGGGGGAAACGAUGGGCCACAGCGCGGACCGGCUGGCGGCCGCGUUCGGCGCCUCGCGCCAGGAACAGGACGACUACGCGCUGCGGUCGCACCGCCUGGCAGCCGCCGCCCAGGAGAAGGGCUACUUCACCGACUUGAUACCAGUUAAGGUGGACGGCAAGGACGGGCUGGUGGAGAAGGACAACGGUAUCCGCGUGUCGACGCCCGAGCAGCUCGCCAAGCUGAAGCCCGCCUUCGUGAAGCCGCACGGCACCAUUACCGCCGCCAACGCGUCCUUCUUGACUGACGGCGCGUCAGCUUGCCUCGUGAUGACUGAAGCCAAGGCGAAGGAGCUCGGUCUUAAACCCAAGGCCUACCUUAGGGACUUCACGUACGUCGCACAGGACCCCGUCGACCAGCUGUUGCUCGGCCCCACCUACGGCAUCCCCAAGAUCCUGGACAAAGCCGGUCUGAAGAUCAACGACAUCGACACCUGGGAGAUACACGAGGCAUUCGCGGGUCAAAUCCUGGCCAACUUGAAAGCGAUGGACUCUGACUGGUUCGCGCAGACGUACCUCGGUCGCCAAACUAAGGUGGGCACCCCAGACCUCAACAAGUGGAACAUGUGGGGUGGAUCACUCUCCAUCGGACACCCGUUCGCCGCCACCGGGGUCCGCCUGGCCAUGCACACCGCUAACCGGCUGGUCCGCGAAGACGGACAGAUCGGCGUGAUCUCGGCCUGCGCUGCCGGCGGACAGGGCGUCGCCAUGCUGCUCGAGAGGCACCCGGACGCGACACCCAACUAAAUGUAUAUAUAUCUAAUAUAUACAAUCACAUUAUGGCGCUGCGCAUAGGCGACUAGCCAUAUCACGAUUGUGCCCAUGUAACACUGGACACAGAAAUUGUGAAUUCCCAAGAUGGAUAACGAUAAAUAUGUCCACUUUUGCGAAGCGCCUUAGCUUUCUCUCACAGCUCGAUUACAUAAAUGACAAAUUCCUCAUUUAAAACGUUCAUUGAUCUGUUCUAUAUUCAAAUUUAAUGUUGAAUCGCGCGUUCGCGCCAUCAACGAUAAAUUACAGAAAGCAAAUUAUAUUUUUUUUAUUAUCGUCAUUUUAUUUGGCCAUAGACAAACCUCAUUGUCUCAUAAUUUUUAUUGUUAUUAUUUAUUUGUUGUAUCAUUACAUGUAAAUUAUUAAAUUCUCUUUUUCAUUACAUACUGAGUAUGACAAUACUAGUACAAAAAUAUUUUAAAUGGCCCAUCCCAUUGAAUAAUUUAAAGGUAACCAAAUUAUAAGGUUCCGUAAUUUGACCAAAUCGUGCUCUUAAAAAUCAUUUAAAUCUAAAUAGUAUCUCUAAAUUUAUUAUUUUAUAUAAGGAUCUGCUUAUUAUCGCAGUUGAACUGUGUGUAUAAUAUAAAACUCCAAUUAUACCCUUUUAGAUUGUAAUUAAUGAAAGAUAACAAAAAUCAUGGCUGUUCUUCCAGAUUCGUAGAUAAAAGAUUUUGUAUGCUCUGCUUAAUCAGUUAGUUGUCUGCGUGAAAGUAUUCUAGUUACACAUUUUUAAUUGUUAAUUUACCAAGGGUUUUAUUUAUUUUCAAUGUAAUUUUUUUAUAGUUUAUGUAGCAUUUUAGAAUAAGAACAUUUUCGAAUCGGCGUCUGUGUAUAAUGUAAUGUUCCCAAAUAUGUUAGUUGCUAAGCGUAUUAUUGCUGUUUUUGUAAAGGUUUCUUUUACAAAUAUAAAAUUAUAUUUCUAA
Galleria mellonella (greater wax moth) is the source of this 2525-nucleotide messenger RNA. It is a transcript of the gene Mtpbeta, whose product is annotated as trifunctional enzyme subunit beta, mitochondrial. Gene Ontology annotation, biological process: fatty acid beta-oxidation. The transcript has 11 exons. Gene Ontology annotation, molecular function: acyltransferase activity, transferring groups other than amino-acyl groups. Bases 163 to 1578 code for a protein of 471 amino acids. The record is from RefSeq and is a predicted model, not a curated record. NCBI's taxonomy places the organism in Eukaryota, Metazoa, Arthropoda, Insecta, Lepidoptera, Pyralidae.